This is a messenger RNA of Pezoporus flaviventris, 2173 nucleotides long. It is a transcript of the gene MATK, whose product is annotated as megakaryocyte-associated tyrosine kinase. The coding region runs from base 534 to 1916 and encodes 460 amino acids. Gene Ontology annotation, cellular component: signaling receptor complex. The transcript has 13 exons. Gene Ontology annotation, molecular function: ATP binding; protein binding; transmembrane receptor protein tyrosine kinase activity. NCBI's taxonomy places the organism in Eukaryota, Metazoa, Chordata, Aves, Psittaciformes, Psittacidae. The record is from RefSeq and is a predicted model, not a curated record. Gene Ontology annotation, biological process: protein phosphorylation; positive regulation of kinase activity; multicellular organism development.
CCAAGUCAGUGCUGAGAUGAGAGUAGACUUCAGGAUCCUUCCCGCUCCCACCACAUCCUCUCCUGAGUCUCAGCCUCCAAGACCUGCACUGAUGGUGGCACUCAAAGCAGUGAGAGCAGAUCUCCCUCGUUGCAUUACUUCUUUGUGAGCCCUGCGCAGCGCUGCAGGAUACAGGAUCUGAUGAUCUCCAUUCCUAGCAGGGCGUGUACCUCUGCCCUCAAAGGGUAAAAGCUGGUGUAAGUGUUGUCAAAUAAUGAGUCACCCAUGCUGGAUGUUGGACGGCGUGGCAGGCACUGGGACUGCUGGGACGCUGCAUCUGCAGCCCUUACCAGAAGAGAAAUCAGGAAAUAACACGGGAGCUCUUUCUGGGAGCAUGCCCUUGAAAAUAGAGCUUUGAUGCUCCCUAUGACAGCAAAUUUAUGCUCCAGGAGUCCGGCUACAGGUGACAUCGUUGUCCCCAAGCCCUGCAUGGACACUGCUGGGAGGUGGCAGCAGGAGAAGACAGGGAGUCCCUGAUGUGCUGACGGCCAACCAUGUCUGGGAAGCAUUGGCUCCCAGGGACACAGUGUGUCACCAAGCAUAACCACACCAAGCCCAAGCCCCAGGAGCUGGCCUUCCACAAGGGCGAUGUGGUCACCAUCAUUGAGGCCGUGGAGGGCAAAGGCUGGUACCACGCCAGACACAACGAGACGGGGCAGGAGGGGCUGAUGGCAGCCAGCGCGCUGCGGCAACGGGGCCCCAUCCGCGCCGACCCCAAGCUCAGCCUCAUGCCUUGGUUCCAUGGGAAGAUCUCGGGGGUGGAGGCAGUGCAGGAGCUGCAGCCCCCUGAGGAUGGGCUGUUCCUGGUGCGCGAGUCUGUGCGGCACCCAGGGGACUACGUGCUGUGCGUGAGCUUUGGCAGGGAGGUGAUCCACUACCGCGUGGUGCACGAGGAGAACACACUCAGCAUCGACAGCCAGCAGCGCUUCUCCAACCUCAUCGACAUGAUCGAGUACUACAUGAAGGAGCAGGGAGCCAUCUGCACCAAGCUGGUGAAGCCCAAGCCAAAAAGCGGGAUGAAGUCAGCCGAGGAGGAGUUGGCCAAAGCUGGCUGGCUGCUGAACCUGCAGCAUCUCACGCUGGGAGACCGCAUCGGGCAAGGCGAGUUUGGAGAUGUGCUGCAGGGUGAGUACAUGGGGCAGAAGGUGGCUGUGAAGAACAUCAAAUGUGAUGUGACCGCCCAGGCCUUCCUCACUGAAACUGCUGCCAUGACGAAGGUCAGGCACAAAAACCUGGUGUGUUUGCUUGGUGUCAUCCUGCACAACGGCCUCUACAUCGUGAUGGAAUUCAUGAGCAAGGGCAACCUGGUGAACUUCCUGCGCACACGGGGCCGGGCGCUUGUCCCAACCGAGCAGCUCCUCCUCUUUGCUCUGGACGUGGCUCAGGGCAUGGACUACCUGGAGUCCAAGAAGCUGGUGCACAGGGACCUGGCUGCCCGCAACAUCCUCAUCUCUGAGGAGAGCGUGGCCAAAGUGAGCGAUUUUGGCUUGGCCAGGGUCAAUCCUAAGGGUGCAGAUGCCACUUUGCUGCCUGUCAAGUGGACGGCCCCAGAGGCCCUGAAACACAAUGUGAGUCGGCUUCAGCCUCCCCUCCUUCUGCUGCUGCAGAAAUUCUCCUCCAAGUCAGACGUGUGGAGCUACGGAGUCCUCCUGUGGGAAACCUUCUCUUUCGGCCGCGUGCCCUACCCCAAGCUGAGCCUGAAGGAGGUGACGGAGCUUCUGGAGCAGGGGUACCGCAUGGAGCCCCCUGAGGGCUGCCCCCACACCGUCUAUGCCCUGAUGAAGAGCUGCUGGGCGCUGGAGCCGGGCAAGAGGCCGUCCUUCAAGAAGCUCACUGAGAAGCUGCAGAAGGAGCUGAAGCACCUGAGGGAUGUUUAACCACUGUCUCCUCCCAGGACCUGUGGCCAGAAGCCCCCUGGACCCACCAGGGUUGGGACUAUCAUCACAACAUACAUCCCAUGGGGUGUGGGUCCCUUCGAGCUGCCCAUCCCCGUGACAGGGACAGGACGGAUCAUCUCCACCCACUGGAGGAUGGAACCUGAACCCUGAAGCAGCCCCGCCCCAGCUACUGCCUGCAGCAGCUGAACCACACGGAUCUGGGCUUUUUUGAUUAAAGCAAAGGAAUUAAUUCAACA